AUGUCAAAAGUUAUACUUGUCACUGGUGGAAAUGCCGGCAUAGGGUUCUCCUUGGUUCGUCUGUUGGCGGAGAAAGGUCACACAGUCUACCUGGGAUCGAGAAACCCAGUUGCAGGAAAGGAGGCUCAGGAGAAGUUGAACGCUGAAGGACUGAAAACAGUCAAAUCUGUCCAGUUGGAUGUGACACAGAUCGAUACCGUUGAAGCAGCCAAGAAAAUAAUCGAAAAGGACGAGGGGAAACUCGACGUACUCGUCAACAAUGCAGGAAUCAGCAAGAUGGAGGCCAGCCAGAAAGCCACCACAGUUGAAAUCCCCGUCCUGCGAGACGCUAUGGAAACCAAUUUCUUUGGUCUCGUCCAAACAACUCAAGCCUUUUUGCCCCUCAUACGCAAAUCGUCGCAAGGUGUUAUUUUAAACGUCAGCACAGAUAUGGCUUCCAACACCUAUAUGGCUCGCGGUGAUUCUACCCUUCAUGUCGUCGCGUACAACACCAGCAAAGCCGCCAUGAACUCCUACACAAUCGCGUUGGCGUAUGAAUUGAAGGAAGAAGGGAUCAAAGUUAAUGCGGUGACUCCUGGCUUCACCACCACCAAACUUAAUAACCAUGCACCUGGUGGUAAAACUGAAAAGGAGGGUGCCGCAUCACUGUUGCCAUUUGCAUUGCUGGGGAAAGAGGGCCCAACAGGAAAGUUCUUCGAUUGGAACGGCACCGAGUUCCCGUGGUAG
This is a messenger RNA of Psilocybe cubensis, 726 nucleotides long. RefSeq lists its product as uncharacterized. Lineage: Eukaryota; Fungi; Basidiomycota; Agaricomycetes; Agaricales; Agrocybaceae. Bases 1 to 726 code for a protein of 241 amino acids. The record is from RefSeq and is a predicted model, not a curated record. The transcript is spliced from 3 exons.